GCUCAAACCACCCAGUUUAUAAUAACAGCUCUCUAACAGUUUGACACAGCUAAGGGCUGUGCCCAGGCACUCUGCAUUGCCUCAUGCGGAAGAACAGCCCUUGGCCGCUGUAUAUUGACCAUAUUAUACCACACCCCCUCUGGCCUUAUUGUUUAAUUAUAGCCCAACGGCCGCAAGAUGGCGGUAUUACCCGUUUUAUGUCGUUUGUCAUCUUACGUCCGAAUUUAAUGUGCACAGCCGGCAAUACACUCGUUUCCCCCAUGGACUGGCUCGUAAAUAAAGCAUCCUCCAUUCAGGCUGCAAAGGUGUCAGUUUCCUCCUUAACUCAAUUGAAUGCCUCGUCGGUAAAAAAAAAAAAAGAGACUGUCUUAAUAAAACACAAUUUUCCACCACUAUGCUACAGUGGCUAAUGCUACACCGGGAUGGUGCUUACCACAUUCAGCCAAUCAGGUUGCAGAUGUCUGUUUUCACCCCUGGUCUGUUUCAAAAUAAAAGUGGUGCUUACUGAACAAGCACUUUUUAAUUAAAUGCAUUGGAUUUGUUGCCAUGAACUCGUUUACAGAACAUUAUUCACAGUUUGAAUAAGAAAGAUAAAACAUUUAUUAAGUGAAAUGAUAAAGUUAAAACGAGAUUUAGAGUAGAAUGUAUUUUUCACCCGAGAUGCAAUAUGCAAUGAAUGUAAUGAUUGUAUUGUUUACAGGUUUAUUAAAUGACAGUGCACAAACACUUCCAAGACUGUAAGGUCAGAUGGCUUUUCAUGCUUUAGGAAGUCAAGGUACAGUAUGUGGGUGAGGUGGGUAAGUGGCAUGGUAGUCAGGGAUCAGUCCGGGCACGCCAGGGAGUUAGCAGCACGGGAUAGGCAGCAUGACCAGAAGGACUGGAGACAAGCACAGCCAGGAGUCAUCAGGCCAGGGUGUCCUCAGGCACAGAGAGAAAGAAAGAUGGGGAUUAGUGGAAGCAUUCCUAAGAUCACACAGUACACCAGAGAUAAGACAAGCUCACACAUAUAAAACAUGCACCUUAACCCACAUAAAACAUGUAAGGUAGUGUAUUCAGCUUCUUAUAUGGACCCCCAUGAACUUAGACGACUCGCCUAUGUCCACCUCAACAACCUGGAUGUUGUGGAUGUACAUGGUGUUGGAGGUAUAAGCUGUAGAGAUACACACAACUAAAACAACACACACACACACACAGGGUGUGGCAUAAUAUAAUAAUAACCGGUAUAGUGCCAUAGUGCCAUAUCAUGGAUAAUGAGGCCUAGAGCAAGUUUGGUGAGACAUUACCAGAAGAGAAGACAGGUCACAUGUUCCACUAAAUACAAUAACUGGAGACAGUGGGCUGAAUCCAGGCAGAAGGCAAUGCCAGUCAGUUGGAUGUGUCUGUUCCCCUGGGUGCUUGUAAGCAUUUCACGGUAAGGUCUAGACCUGCUGUAUUCGGCGCAUGUGACAAAUACAAUUUGAUUUGAUAUUGUGCUAACAUUCUAAAAGCAAUCUGAACUAGAGGAGACAAUGGCCUGUGCUUAAACUUUAUUUUAUUUUAUUCCAGGUCAUGAGUUAAUGUUGUCUUACUUUUGUCCCACCCGUCUCUCCUGGAACUUCUCCUAGGCUAACAACUAAGACUAGCUAGCAUGAUACUGGAAACCUAUGCUGUCAUUUAGUCUCUAGAUGUGUUAAGAAAAUGACAUGUUUGGAACCUUAAACAACUAAACACAACUCUACAACCGAAAAGCACUUCCGGGUCCGUUACUUACAUCGGUUAAAAUCCCUUUUUGAAAAUGAACUCUGCGAAACAUGCUCAUCCUCUACAUUAGGAAUGUGCUGACUUCACUACAUAAUUUUAGCUUCUGUUUACCAGAGGAAAUGGGCGUGUUAGUUCCACCCGGUGUUACUUUCAUCCCGGCUCUCCCCUACACAUACUGUAUUUCCCCAUUUACGAACUUAGUAGUAGGCUAGGCUACAUUUCUACACCCCUACAGCAAACCAAGCGGUGGGUCAAGUCUGCCUUUCGGCUAAAACACAAAUUAAGGAUUGUGCCUUUAUUGUGACCGACCGUUUCAUGGUGAUCGGAGAUAAAUAGCAUAGUAGCCUAUAGUUGGUGUGGUGUCUAGUUCACCGUGUGCUCAUGGCAACACUGGCAACAUAUCGCAUGGCAACAUAUCGCAAACUACAAAAUAAAGGUUACUCACGCAGGUAAAACAAGCGGACCUGACACGUCGAGUGUGUCUAGGAGCACUGACUGAGCGUAACCACGAUGGCAAAGUUCCUGACUCAAGACCAAAUAAAUGAAUUUAAGGAAUGCUUUUCACUCUAUGACAAGAAGCACAAGGGUAAAAUUGAGGCCAAGGACCUGAUUAUAGUUAUGCGCUGCCUGGGGGUCAGCCCCACUUUCAUUGAGGUGGACAGACACCUGCAAAUCUCCAAGAUAGAUAAGGGCGGAGAGCUGGACUUCUCCACCUUCCUGACCAUGAUGCACCAGCAGAUCCAGCAGGAGGAUCCCAGAGCAGAGAUCCUGGAGGCCAUGAGGAUGACGGACAAGCAGAAGAAGGGCUACAUCCUAGCCUCGGAGCUCCGGGCCAAGCUCACCGGGCUGGGAGAGAAGCUCACUGAUAAAGAAGUUGACGAGCUGCUGAAAGAGACUGGUGUGGGACCAGACGGACGUGUCCACUACGAGGAGUUCGCCAAAACAAUGACCCUUCCUUCUACAAACUGCUGAGCAGCCAUCAGGCCGGGCACGAUCAUACUGUACCGCAAAAGUGCACUGACUCUAAGCAUCUGCAUGCGGGCUGCCCACUAACAACAUGUUGAGAUGAGAAAUAAUAAUAAUAUAAUAUAAUAAUAAUAAUAAUAUGCCAUUUAGCAGACGCUUUUAUCCAAAGCGACUUACAGUCAUGCGUGCAUACAUUUUUGUGUAAAUAGUUUUUUUUCUUUAUAAGCUUUCUGAGGGAUAUGUUUCGAUUGUUAUUAUGUUUUCCUUAUGUUUCCAUUAUAUCUCCUUAUAUGUUGAGGGAAACAAUGAUGUGCCUGGUUGAAUCUUCUGCACUUUAAAUAGAUAGCUAAUACUAACUGCCAUUGUAAUAGCUUAUCACUUUUACCAAGUCAUCACUAAAAAGCCUACUGACAUUUCCACAAAGUAAUGACAUUGUUUUUCUUAUUGAUACAAGAGCAACUUGAUUUCUUGAUAAUAAAUGGACCAAUAAUUUUAGGUCCAGAUUUGCUAUAAAAAUGUUUUUAUGUAAAUGUGAAUAAGCUUUGUAGGGUUGGGUCAAACACAUUAAUCUCUCGUGGACAGACUUUGUAUGCCAGAGGUAGUUUACGUGGUGUGGUUCAAAAGUGGUGUGGCAAAAUUCAUACAUGUCUUUUCUGGGGCCUGGAGUUUUUCCUGAUCUCAUGACCUGGUCAGGUAAAACUCUGGGUCCUAUUCAUAGGCUAUGACAAAAUAUUAUAAUUAUAGAUAGCUUCGUUUUUCAUCUGUACUAUGACUAUAGGGCUGGGUUUUUUCUUGUCAGGUCAUGUGAAUUGGAAACACUCCUGGCCUAAGGUGGACCUUUCAAACUACCACAAACCCUGUUAUUAUUCAUUCUGAAUCUGAUAUCAAAAGAUCCAGAGACAACAACUUCAAUGGACAACAUACUUUGUAGUUUAAUGAAGUACUAUAGCAGGGCUGAGUGUUAUGCUUACAAUGUCUUUAAAUAUUAUAAUAUAUAUAUACACUCACAAUGUUAAGCAGUAGACUUUUAAAACAAAAAAAGACAGACAGGUUUCAAUGUAGAAAAUAAUUUUAAUUCUGUCACAACCUAUUAUCUGUUCAUCUGACUGCAGUGCUCUUCUGCAAUUAAUUCUGUAAGCUUUAUGUAAGGCAGGGUUACAUUUUAAUCCUAUAGACGAAGAACCAUUUAAGUGCUUUUUGAAGAAAAAAAUUUGAUUUUAUGAAUCAAUAUAAAAAGUAUGGAAAAUACUGAAAUAUUUAAUAAAAAACUAGCAACUUGUCACGCCCUGACUCAGGGGACGCUUAUAUGUUGAGUCAGGGUGUGUAUAUUCCUUGUUGUGCUUGUUCUA
Messenger RNA from Coregonus clupeaformis (lake whitefish), 4055 nucleotides. Its product is annotated as calmodulin-like protein 4. The record is from RefSeq and is a predicted model, not a curated record. Gene Ontology annotation, cellular component: myosin II complex. Bases 2251 to 2712 code for a protein of 153 amino acids. Gene Ontology annotation, molecular function: calcium ion binding. NCBI's taxonomy places the organism in Eukaryota, Metazoa, Chordata, Actinopteri, Salmoniformes, Salmonidae. The transcript is spliced from 5 exons.